AUGCAGUACUGCUUGACGAUUAUUGACAGAUUUACCAGAUGGCCAGUUGCAGUUCCCCUGUCAAACGUGCAAGCGAAUACCGUGACAAAAGCGUUUUUGGACAACUGGGUCAGUCUGUACGGCACUCCACUCUACAUCACGUCCGACCGAAGGGCGCAAUUUGAGUCCGAGCUCUUUGUUGGACUCGCCAAGGCCAUAGGCGCACAGCUUAUACGCAGGACUUCGUACCACCCCCAGUCAAACGGCAUGGUGGAGAGGUUCCAUCGCACCUUGAAGGCUGCGCUCCGGUGCUGCCCGCAGUCCUGGCUGGACUGCCUUCCCACGGUCAUGCUGGGGCUGAGAACGGCUUUUAAGGAGGACCUCGAGGCCUCCCCUGCAGAAAUGCUAUAUGGCACUACCCUGCGCAUACCAGGCGAAUUUUUCGUGUCGGAAUCAGUGCAGGCGGACAAGUCCAGUUUUGUCGCAAGUCUUCGCAGACUCUUCAGGGCUAUCCGGCCGGUUCCAGCAACCAGGCACACCACCGCACGCCCCUUCGUGCACAAAGACCUGGAGAAGUGCUCGCAUGUGUUCAAGCGAGUAGAUAGUAUUAAAAAGCCGCUUGAACUGUCUUAUACAGGCCCGCACCGAGUCAUUAAAAGGACGGAAAAUAGAACUUAUGUAAUUGAGGUCAAUGGGCUGGAGAAGGUCGUGUCGGUUGAUGAACUGAAGCCCGCGUAUCUGGAGCCUGCGGAGUCCAGCUGUGCGGACCAGACUGCUCAGCAACAACCUCCAGAAACAGGACCAUCUCAACAAAUCAAUGAGCAACCGUCUCAACAAAUCAACGAGCAACCGUCGCAACAAAGCAACGAGCAACAACAGCAGCAACUCCCAGGCUCGGAACCAACAUCAGAAGCCACCAGCCCAGAGCCUCCAGUGCAUACCAUACCAAAGCACGUAAUAUUCCCUUCGCUUCCUGCGAAGGUCACUGGAAGGGGAGUGGUUGUGGCGGCUCGGCCCAGCGCGCCAACGACGUGCCAACGUCGCAAGCAGACGCUGAAGCCGAGAGAGGAUUUUGACUAG
This is a messenger RNA of Copidosoma floridanum, 1059 nucleotides long. RefSeq lists its product as uncharacterized. The record is from RefSeq and is a predicted model, not a curated record. Lineage: Eukaryota; Metazoa; Arthropoda; Insecta; Hymenoptera; Encyrtidae.